AUGGCUGUCUCCUUCGGCAAGGAUGUCUCCGAAAUCAUGGACUACUCCAUCUCAAGAUUUGGCACCUCCGUCGAGUCUGACGUCACCGUCGCUCCGUCGUCUGUCCGCCUCGAGUCGACCUUCUGCCGCAACUUCACAUGCUGCGGCCAGAAGCUGGACGAUCUCCACGAUCUACUUCAGCAUUACGAAGAAUGCCACGUUCGUUUCGAGGACGACGAGAUGCCUGCGAUGAUCGCCGACGACGAAAUCGAAUCUUCCGGCUCCUCCAACGCUUCCACAUCCCAACCAUCCAGCCCACGCACCUCGAAUGCAGGCUCGACAUCCACCGCUGCCGCCACCGCCACGGCUGUCACCACGCCCGGGUCCAGCACAGCCGAGAACGUAACCACGCCGACCGGCCUCGACGACACCGACAAGGCCUCGGCAUUUGACACAGCAGUGAUGCGCUCGCCGUCACUAGCAAAGGGCAAGAAGCGUUCGUUUGGCCAGUACGCCAACGCCACCUCCUCCAACCCCAACGGCGCCAUCCACUCGUCCCUCAGGAGAGCCCUCAUCGAUGGCGGCGUUGGUCGUAGGACACCGGGCACUCCCAACAUCUACGCUCCCAACUCUCCCUUCUCGACACCCGGCAGCUCCAUCCCAGGCACGCCUUCCCUCGAUUCCGAGAACGAUGGCUACUUUACCAACGGUCUCAACCCUGCCGCCUUUUCGGCCCUCUCGAUCCGUUCGAGCAACACCGAUUCACACGACCUCCCCUCCUGUGCUCCUCCCAACCUCUUCUUCCCGGCCUCUGGAACCGCUUCCUCCUCGCAGCCUCCUGCUAAGCGCGAAAAGACCAGCGCUGCGACUAGCGCCUCCACUAUCGCGCUCGAGAAUGCCCUACGCGCCGGCGCCGCCAACGUCGACAAGCCAUACAAGUGCCCGGCUCCCGGCUGCGACAAGGCGUACAAGCAGAUGAACGGCCUCAAAUACCACCGCCUCCACGGCGCCUGCAACCAGAACAACCUGCCUAUCACUGCUCAGGCUGCUGCGCAGCCACCCACCAUCCACAUCACCACCAACUCGACCACAGGCUCGCCGCAGCCCGAGUCGGCCGAUGGUGUCAAGAUGGAGGACGACACGGCUACGCCCUCGUUGGGCUCGCCCUCGUCGCCGACCGCCAGCGCCGAUUCGUCCCCCGAUCCAGCUAGCCCUGCCGUCCACGCGCCCAUUCCGCUCGGUGACCGUCUCUACAUCUGCCAAGUUGGUGCAUGUGGCAAGCGAUAUAAGAACCUCAACGGCUUGCGAUACCACUACCUUCACUCUGGCUCGCACGGCUUGCUGGGUUUGCAGCUCCUCCAGUCCGGCGGAGGGGCGAGCGCCAAGGUCGACGCUACCGGUCGUGCUCCUGUCAGCACGAGCACGCUCAGCCAAGAGGAGAUCGCCGCUGCCGCGCAAGCCGCGCAGUUGGCCCAGGAACAGAUCCAGGCCCAAGCCGCCAAGAGUGCUGCCGCUACGGCCGCUGCGGCUGCUGCUGCGUCGGCCGCCGCUGCUGCCCGCAAAGAGGAGAACCAGCGUCAGACACCGGCGCUCACCACACCACCCUCGGGCUUGGCGCAGGCGCUCCAGCAGCAGCAAGCACAACAGGCACAGCAACAGCAAACCACAUUGACGCCCCCACCGACCGACCUUUGA
Pseudozyma hubeiensis SY62 is the source of this 1674-nucleotide messenger RNA. Its product is annotated as potential zinc finger protein. The record is from RefSeq and is a predicted model, not a curated record. The transcript has 2 exons. The coding region runs from base 1 to 1674 and encodes 557 amino acids. NCBI's taxonomy places the organism in Eukaryota, Fungi, Basidiomycota, Ustilaginomycetes, Ustilaginales, Ustilaginaceae. Gene Ontology annotation, cellular component: nucleus.